Molecule: messenger RNA, 2178 nt
Organism: Malassezia vespertilionis
Lineage: Eukaryota; Fungi; Basidiomycota; Malasseziomycetes; Malasseziales; Malasseziaceae
Gene: YSH1
Product: endoribonuclease ysh1
Exons: 2
Coding region: 1-2178 (725 amino acids)
Biological process (GO): mRNA 3'-end processing by stem-loop binding and cleavage
Cellular component (GO): mRNA cleavage and polyadenylation specificity factor complex
Molecular function (GO): RNA endonuclease activity; RNA binding; 5'-3' exonuclease activity
Source: RefSeq, a predicted model, not a curated record
AUGGCGGGCGAAGAUGCAGCGGUGGCAUCGCCCAUGAUGGAGGACAAGCUCCGCAUUGAGAUGCUAGCACUCACCUACAUUAUGGAAAAAACCAACUUCAAGGAAGGGCGCGGAAAGGUGUACAUGACGCACCCCACCAAGGCGAUCUAUCGAUUCCUCAUGUCUGACUUUGUGCGGAUCAGCAAUGCUGGCUCCGACCGCAUGCUCUUUGACGAAGCGGAAAUGCUGGCGUCGUGGCGCCAAAUUGAGGCCGUCGACUACCACCAGGAAGUCAUUAUUGGCGGCGCACUGCGCUUCACGCCCUACCACGCAGGCCAUGUGCUUGGUGCAUGCAUGUUCAUGCUUGAAAUUGCCGGGAUCCGUGUCCUGUACACGGGCGACUAUAGCCGUGAAGAAGACCGGCACCUUGUCCAGGCCGAAGUCCCCCCUGUGCGCCCCGACGUGCUCAUCUGCGAAAGUACGUACGGGACACAGAGUCUGGAGCCGCGGUUAGACAAGGAGAUGCGCUUUACCUCGCUCAUCCACACCAUUAUCAACCGCGGCGGGCGUGUUUUGCUGCCCGUAUUCGUGCUUGGCCGUGCCCAAGAACUCCUGCUCCUUUUGGACGAGUACUGGGAAGCGCACCCGGAGCUGCACUCGAUACCUAUCUACUAUGCCUCUAGUUUGGCCCGCAAGUGUAUUUCCAUUUACCAGACCUACAUUCACACCAUGAACCACCACAUCCGCGCGCGCUUCAACCGGCGCGACAACCCAUUUGUGUUCAAGCAUGUGAGCAACCUGCGCAGUUUGGACAAGUUUGAAGACAAAGGACCUUGUGUAAUGAUGGCCAGUCCAGGCUUUAUGCAGAACGGCAUCAGCCGCGAGCUUCUGGAGCGAUGGGCGCCGGACAAGCGCAACGGGGUAAUUGUGAAUGGGUACUCUGUCGAAGGUACCAUGGCGCGCGACAUUCUGAGCGAUCCUGAGGAGAUUAUGGGCCUCAGUGGCCAGCGUAUUCCCCGGCGCAUGUCUGUCGACUACAUUUCCUUCUCUGCGCACGUCGACUAUACGCAAAACUCGCGUUUCAUCGACGAAGUCAAGGCCAAGCAUAUCGUCCUCGUGCACGGCGAAGUGAAGAAUAUGAGCGGACUACGCGCUGCGCUGCAAAGCAGGUACAAUGACCGCGACGACGACGUGAAGAUAUACAUGCCGCGCAACUGCGAUCCGCUCUUCCUUGCGUUCCGCGCGGAUCGUACCGCGAAAGUGAUUGGGCAUCUCGCGGAUAAGCCACCACUUACAGACAAGCCGAUUGACGGCCUGCUGGUUGCGAAGGAUUUCUCGUAUACCGUGCUAGCGCCCCAGGAUUUGGGCGAGUUUACAGGGUUGGGCACAAACACCAUCCUUCAGCGGCAGCGCGUGGCGCUGCGUGUAGGAUGGGAGCUCGUGCGGUGGCACUUGGAGGGCAUGUAUGGCUCAAUUCAAGACGGCGUAGAUUUAGAGGGCGUGCGGACUUUGCGGAUCAUGAAUGUGGUCGAUAUCAAGCAGCCGCACGCGCACGAACUGUUGUUGGAAUGGGUCGCGAGUAUUUCCAACGAUAUGGUCGCUGAUUCCGCCAUUGCCCUGCUGCUAAGCAUCGAUAGUAGCCCAGCAGCCGUCAAGGUAACGAUGCAGAACCAUGUAUGCGCACACCAGCACGAGCCAGAUGUGCACUUGACGCAGCAAGAAGCGCUCACGGCGCUCUUGGAGGCGCAUUUCGGCCAUGUCCAAAUGGCAGAAGUCGGGGGACAUGCGCAGGAGGAAGCAGCGAUGGAGAGCGGGGAGACACAGAUCCAAGGCGCCGAUGCUCCCCCCGAUGAGAUCCCUGCCGAUGCCCCUGUCACAGACAAUGAGCCCACUACGCCGCCCCUGGCCCAGCUCCUCGCGACCAUUCCAGGACCCCUUCGCGCGGCAAUGACCAUCGAGCUGGACGGCGAGCCUGCGAUGAUUGAGCUGACCAACAUGCACGUCUACGCGCUCUCCGAGUCGCUUCGGCAGCGCGUGGAGCGCCUCGUUGCAAUGGUACGCUCCACGUACCAAUCCUUAUCGGACGCAUUCUACCUCGUGCCCACGAAUACGACCAUGCUCUUCCAAGGCCCACACAGCCAAGUGCAGCCACCUACAGAGUCUACAGCGCCACGGAAAGCCCUUGAGGCAUGUCCAUAG